Messenger RNA from Cheilinus undulatus (humphead wrasse), 11015 nucleotides. It is a transcript of the gene rab11fip5a, whose product is annotated as RAB11 family interacting protein 5a (class I). The transcript is spliced from 6 exons. The record is from RefSeq and is a predicted model, not a curated record. The coding region runs from base 345 to 5705 and encodes 1786 amino acids. NCBI's taxonomy places the organism in Eukaryota, Metazoa, Chordata, Actinopteri, Labriformes, Labridae. Gene Ontology annotation, molecular function: small GTPase binding. Gene Ontology annotation, biological process: regulated exocytosis. Gene Ontology annotation, cellular component: mitochondrion; early endosome; secretory granule.
UGUGGUGUUUGCGCGGACUGCCCAUGUGUUGUGUCGGAUCUGAACUUCCUCGUCCUGCAGAAGAAGGAGGAUAGAGGCGUGACGUCGCUGCCCGCAGAGAGGCCCGUAGCACGGCGGGAGGAGAGAGGCAGAGAGAGGCUGCUGCAGAGCGCAGGAGCAAGCCAGGACAACGAGCCACCGGCAGACAGGGAAACUUUACCGAGACGGAGCACACAGCCAUAAUGCGGAGCUGAUGUGACCGAACAACAGCCAGAGGAAGCAGGGAGGAAGCGGCGGACACCAGCACUACCUCUCCACGGUAGCCUCGCCUCGUCGCGGCAGUCUGUCUGUCUGGAGGUGGGGACAUGUCCUCGCUAACCGUGGAGGAGGACCAGAAAUGGUUACCGACACACGUCCAGGUGACGGUGAUGAGAGGCAGAGGCUUACGGGGCAAGGGCAAACACGGCACCAGCGACGUGUACACCAUCAUCCAGCUGGGGAAGGAGAAAUACUCGACCGGCGUGGUGGAGAAGACCACCGAGCCGGAGUGGAGGGAGGAGUGCUCGUUUGAGCUGCAGCCCGGCGUGCUGGAGAGCGGCGGGCGGUGCGACUAUCCAUCCGGGAGCAACGAGCUGGUCCUCACCGUCAUGCACCGAGCACUUAUCGGGCCGGACGUGUUCCUCGGACAGGCGGUCAUCCAUCUGGAUAAGCUGUUUCAUGAGACCAGAUGUGUGAAGAACGAGUGGUACAGGCUCAACUCUAAAACAGGGAAGAAGGAGAAAGAGCGAGGAGACAUCCAGGUCACUGUCCAGUUCACCAGAAACAACCUGACUGCGAGCAUGUAUGACCUCGUCAUGAAGGACAAGAGCGCCUCCACCUUCACUAAACUAAAGGAGCGAAUGAGAGGGAAGAGGAGAUCCAGCGACGAGGACUCCUCCUCGGCCGUCCUGCCCGGUGGUUACGGGUCUCUCUACCGGAUGAGGCAUCGGCUGCCUAGCGACGGGGGAGGGGAGGAGGAUUACGAGGAUGACGAGGGGGGAGAAGUGCGGAGGAGCAAGAUGAGGACCUUCUUCUUAAGAGGGAAACUGAGGAAAUCAUCAGACACUCGCUCCAGCACAUCACUGGGCUCAGAGAGCAGCGAGUCUUCAUCUAGAGGGGGGAGUCUCAGCCCCACAGCCGGGAUCAGUGUGGUGGUCUCUGAUCUCUCUAAUUCGCCCAGUAACAGCAGCAACCUGACCGCCGACAACAGCCCAGAGCACACGGCAAACACGUCGCCCAAGUCGUCCUCUCUCCAAUGUGAGUUUGGUGAUGAGGCCGGUGAGAUCACCAUCGCAGUGCCUCAACACACUGUGUGCGUUAACGGAAGCCAUGCUUACGACGUCCAGCCCCUGGACCCAGGCUCAGGAAAACCUGUGGAUUCUUUAGGCCUGGGACUGCUGCAGAAGUCUUUGCCUCUGUCCAUGUCCCUGCAGAACCUUAGCCCACACACGUCUUCUUCGACCCUCCCCAAAGGCCCCGUGGGAGACGGCCGCCGCUGGUCCUUCGACAAGCCCGGCGAGGAGGAGAAGGCUGCCAUAGCGGCGGCUCUGGAGAAAAGUGGCCCCAUGCUGCCAGAUGAAGAGGAACAGUUGGGACAGGCUGUGCUGCACAAAGAAGCUGCGUCCUCCUCCUCCUCGUCUACGGCGGAGUUGGAGAGUCAGGGGAAAAAGCAGAGGAGGAACUUGUUCUCUCACGGGAGGAGCGAGUCAGCGGGGAAAGGGCAGAGUCAGGCCAAGGAUGAGUCUGAACACGCACCCGCCGCCACUGAGGAGAAACACAGGGGAUGGUUUGGAUCGAAGGACUCGCACAGCAAACCCAGCCUGGUGGUGUCACCUAAACUAGAGCCCAGCACUGACCCACACCCACCACCCCUCCCAGCUAGACCCCAUCCCCCGGGUCCCCCCAUAGAUCCAGCCUCUCUGGUUACUUCACUACAUCACACUAACCCCUUCUGUCACUCACAGUCCGCCUCACCUCCCAUGUCCCCGUGUAAUCCUUUCUUUCCUCUCGUCCAGCACAACCCUUUUUUCGAAGACAUGCUAACCGCUAAUCCCCUAAAAUCUUCGCUGCCUCCUCUGCCCUAUCUUUCCAGUUCCAGGCCCCCCAUAAGUCAGCUUUUUCCGACUAACCCGCAGGACUCGGUGGCUGGUACGGAUCCAAAGAGCAAAGUGAUGGCGAAAGUUGAGAAACGGCCUCUUCCUCCGCUCCCAACAGAAGGGGAGAAACCUUUAAACAAGAAGUCAGCCAACCCUUUUACGGCUGCAGGAGAGCUGGAUUCAGAGUGGGACGAAUCCUUUGAAGCGUUUGCAGCUGGCAGGCUGCAGUCUCCUGAGGAUCUGACCACAGAUUGCAAAACACAGCAGAACACUCCCAGUGACCAUCCACUGGAACGCUGCAAUAAUAAAGGAGCACUGCUUCCCAUAACGGAUGCUGAUCAAAACACAAAUGUGAAUGAAGUGCUUCAUCAUCAACCUUGCACAGAAUUUGUAUUCGAAGCACAUAAAGCCAUCCACCAGGUGGCAAACACUAACACUUAUCACUUUGACACAUUUGCACAAUUCCUCGAAACAAUCCCAGAGCACACAAGCUUCGAGAGUGAAAACCUAACUUUAAAUACUCCUGAUAACUCACCGAAACUGGCUGUUUGCACUGAGACUAAUGAAGCUAACACCACUACUAACACAGCUGAUUUAACAAACACUAGUUUGCAUCCAAUUCUCUGUCAUGCCUCGUCAGUGAAGGCCGUCAGCAGCUCCCCAGACCCCAGCUCUUCAGGCCUCGGCAGUUCAGCAGAAGAGGAUUUCCUCUCCUGUAUCUCGUCUUACUCAGACAAAUUCUCAGCGUCGUCCUCCUCUGAGGAAGCUGAGGCACAAAACCUCGAAAGCAGCAUCCUUAGCUUUGGGAAAUCCUCUGAGUCAGCAGUGUUGAAGCCUUUAAAGCCCUCAGAGUCUGAAGAUGACAUUGCUGACAGGUCUGGUGAUCUGUCUUUAGUUGAAGUUGCCCAGAAGACUAUUAUUCAGGACAUGGAUGGUAAUACAACCAAAGAUAUGAUUGGUUUGGACAGGUUAUUGGAGCCACAUUCCCCUGUCACUGCAAACCAGACUGAGAGGGAAGAUAGCGAGGCAUCCAAAUUCCCAGAGCAAAAAUCCAACAUCACUUUACAGUCCGACAAUGAAAACAUAGAGAAACUGUUUAGUGAUUUAAAUGAGGAUGUCCCAAAUCUCUUGCAUGAUCCUCCUGACCUUCUUCACAUAAAGACAUCAAUGACUCCAGAUCAAGAUCUACGCUCAACCCAACCAACGGUACACAUCAUAACCUCCUCCCCGGCUCUGAGUUCCUCAGAUCCAACCAUUGAGAGCACCUCUUCGGAAGGCCGGGAUGCUAACCAGCGAUCUCCCAUACCCUUUGGCCUCCUUGGUGAUCUCCUAAACACUAGUAGCAUAGCACCAAGUCCAAGUAAAAGCUUUGACGAAACGCUGUUGCACACGCCGAUGUCCAAUAACAGCAGCGGCAGCUUUCUCCAAAGCCUUUAUGUCAGCACCGACUCUCAGGCCUACCAAACCUGCAUGUCUGGCCCAUCACCAAAGAACUCCAGCAGGUCGGAAACAAAUGAGACUCUAGACUCUUUGAAUUUGACGCUCUGUGGGGAGCUGAAUGAAAGUCAGGUGACUGUUGGAGGUUUUUCAGUUCUCCAAAGGGAGUCAACUAAUGCAUGCAAGCCAACUUGCAAAGAAAUGAGCCAGCAGAGGCAAUCCAGAGAGGGAAUCAGUCAAGGGAAUGAAGCGCAAGAAGAAAUCAGCCAGGAAAAAGACCGAUUUGGAAGAGAUUUUAGCCACAAGAACCAACCUUUGGGAGAAAUCAGUCAAGACAACCAAAAGAACCAAUCAUUAGAAGAAGAAACCAGCCAAAGGAACCCAUCUAGCAAAGAAAUCCUACAAGAGAACCAAUCCAUAGAAGAAAUCAUACAUUAUAGGGAAGAAAUCAGGCACAGCAACCAAUCUAAAGGAGAAUCAAGCCAGGAGAACCAAUAUAGAGAAGAAACCUGCCAGAAAAAACAAUCUAGCAAAGAAAUACCUCAAGAGAACCAGUCUUACAGAGAGACCAUCCAGUACGGUAAAGAAAUUUGCCACCUUACCCAAUCACGAGGACAAACGACCAUGAGAGACCAAUCCAAAGAAGAAAUCAUCCAAGAGAACCAAUCUAUGGUACAAAUAAGCCAAGACAACCAAUAUAGAGAGCAAAUCUGCCAAAUGAACCAACCUAUAGGAAGCCACAUCAGCCAACAGAACCAAUCAGGAGAAAGCCAAAUCAGCCAAAAGGGCUCAUCCGGCAAAGAAAUCAGCCAAGGUGACCAAUCCAGAAAAGAAAUCAGCCAAAACAUCCAAUUCAGUGGAGAAAUCUACCAAUUGGACCAAUCUAGAGAAGAAACCAGCAAGAAAAUCCAAUCUAGAGAAGAAAUUUGCCAAAAGAACCAACCUAGAGGGGAAGAAAUCAGCCAACACUUCCAGUGUAGCAAAGAAAUUUGUCAGAGGAACCACAGUAGAGGUCAAGAAAAUAGCCAUAAGAACCAAUCUGGCAAAGAAAUCAACCAAAAGAACCAAUCUAUUGAAGAAAUUGGCCAACAGACUCUGUUUGGUGAAGCAAUCUGCCAGUUGGACCAAUCUAGAGGAGAAACCAACCAGAAGAACCAUGAUGAUGGUGAAAUCUGCCAAAAGAACCGGUCACCUAGUGAAGAAUUCUUUCAAGAGGACCAGUUUUACAAAUCCUUCCCUACAACAUUGGACAAGACAGCAACUCAUAACUCAACUUUUACUAUGAGAGAUGACUUUGGUUUGGAUGUUUUCCCUGCAAUAUGCACAGACUGUAACAUAAGUAAUAAUCUGAGACAGCACACUGUAGAAGGUGGGGAAAGUCAGCAAGUCAUAUUUGCUGAUGCAUUCUUGAACUGCCCUCAAGCACAAGGUGCUACGCUACAUCGCUCCCACUCUGAGGGCACCCUGACCCCCGCCUUUGAAGAGCUCCUCCUGCCCUCCUUUGGGAGCGAUCCUGGUGCGAUACAGGACUCCUCUUCAUCUCGCUCCAGCCCUGAACUCCCUUCUUUGACCUCCUUUCCUCCCUCUUUAACUCCUGAACGUAGUAUCUCCCCAGUAGCGUUCUCUUCCCUCCCUUUUCUUGCUGAUGCCGCGGCGAGUUCACCUCCCAGCGCGGCAAGAGGUGCAGCACAAGAGCCAUUACUUCAGGGGACCAAUCAGCAGCAGCAGGCAGGCGAUCUUGAGGAGAACAGCCCCCACCCAGUGAAGCCCCUGACGACUGCCAUGCUGACUGAGGAGAAGCGGACGGAGAGCCGGUCUGUGCUGGAGAAGCUGAAGUCCACCAUCCAUCCAGGGAGGAGCAGCCAGAUCAGCGAGCAGGAGAUGGAGAGGAAGAAGUCUCUGACAGAAGGCGCGGGCUCGUACUACCACCUGACCCACAGCGAACUGGUCGCCCUGCUGGUGCAGCGGGAGGCGGAGCUGGAGAGGCAGAAGGCCGAAUAUGAGCGUCAGAAAAUCCUGCUGGCUAAACGCGAGGUGGAGCUGAAGAAGCUGAAGCCGCAGGUCAGAGAUCUGGAGGACUACAUAGACACGUUGCUGGUGCGAAUCAUGGAGCAGAAACCUACUCUCCUGCAAGUGCGCUCCAAGCUAAAGUGACGAACGGAGGAGGAAGGGUUUGCAGUUCAGUCCGCAUCUGUUCACUCUAACCUCCACAACAGCUCUUUAGUCUUUUCACUGCUAUGCUGUCCUUUUUGAUACAAAUAUCUAGGCACUGAGAGAUGUCGAGGAGAGGGUUCCAGCCGGCAUGCUUUACUGUGCUGCGACGCGUCCUCGUCGAUAGGUUCGGUUUCUGAAUGUAGCGGGUCCUCAGGUUGUUUUCAGGUUCACACAGACGGUUGGUUUUUAGUUCACAGAGGAGUGAAACCCACAUGCUUCCACUUUGGGAUCCUGAUUGUAGAAAAAUGAUUCCUCCUUUUCACCUCACCUGUCACUUCUAUCACCUUAUCACAAAAAAAGAGAGAAAUGGUGGAGUCGAUCCAUAAAACAUGCACUUUUCUGAAAGUGUUGCCAUCUACUAGGAGGAGCGCUAACACGUUUAGGGGGCACUGUUUAUGCCUGUCUCAGUACAAAUUACCUUCUUUAAAUCUGUUUUCAUCUGCCACAGCAUAACAUGAGAAUUGAAGAUUUUAUACCUUCAAGGCAGCCUUUGGUUUCACCUCAGUUCACUGCAGAAUGAAACUCAUCGUGCAGAUACUUGAAACUGGAUCCAAACAGCCGUUGAUCAUUGUGAAUAUUUGCAUGCUUUUGUUUCAGUUUCAUAGUGGUGUUAUGGAAGGAGGAAUGCAGAGACCAUGCACUGCAAAAAGGCACAUUAUCCAAGAUGUAUAUUCAGCUGGCAGAAAGUGGGUCUUUGACAAGAUAGAGGGGCCCUCUGCCAUGUGUUGUUUUAUUUUUCAUUGAAUUUAAAGGCUAUUCAUUCAGCUAAUAUAAUGAUCGUCUGGUCUACUAAACAUCUGGAAGCUGUCACAAAAAUUUGACUCCUCAGAUUGACUGUUUAGUCCAACAAAAGUUUCAAAAUCCAGAAUUCCUUGGUGCGCUAUAUUGUAGGAAAUAAAGCAGCUGCAAAGUCUCUGGAAAACUGGAAAGCAAUGCAGUAGUUGGAACAACAGAUGCAUAACCAAAAGAGGCCUUAAUCUGAUUACUUUCAAAGUGAUUUAAUCUGAAAUUUAAAGCAAGAAAAAAAAUAUAAAUUUGUGCAUCUUGUUGUUUCAGCAGAAGCUCUCAGGCUUCAGAUUUCCGAGCAUCAAAGAUCUGCCCAAAAGGAAGUUUUCAAAAGAUUCCAAUCUCAGAACGGCUGCAUUACACACCUCUAACACAUCCCCGACACCAUUAUAAAUAAACAAACACUGCUCACUGCAGUGAAACUCAAGUAUGCUUCAAGUUUCUACAAGUGUGUUUUCAUGGUUCAUGGAGCAGGUCGACUUUUCUGGAAGCACCUUUAUUUGUUUAGCUUUGCAGAGUGGUAUAAGCAGAUAAAUAACACUUUAAAGCCUGAAAUAUAAAUAUUGAAAUGGGGUUUGGAAGCAUUAAGCCUGGCAUAAAGCUGUAAAAGACUACCAUGGCUCAAUCUAAAGCCCUUGUAGUAAUAAUACAGAUGAUUUUACAGGAAAAGAGGACAGCCAUGGGUCAUUUUAGUGCUAUGAAUGUGUGUUUUGGGUUGACAGCAGCUAAGUACAGCAACUUCCUGGAGUCUUGGUUAACCCCAUGCAUCUCAUCCCAUUGUACUAAAGUGAAGCCAAAACACCCUCCAUUUGACAUUUACAUUGAUAGCCAGAGAUGGCCAGUAGACUUGGCUGUAGUUUUAACUUGCCCCCUCUUUUCCUAACUGAAAUAGAAAUGCUAAUCUGGUCCACACAGCGCUUCAGGAGCCUCUUUUGUCAUUAGAGCUGUCAACCAUGCAGGUAUUCCUCUUUCUAUGCCCCCCUUUACAGCACACAUUAAAUAAUUAAAAUCAAGCUUAUCUAAAAAGUGAACACUGGCAUAAAUCAACAUUAUAAGAACUUACUAUAAAGACAGAAAGGUGAGGUGUGUUUUGAUUUUAUUGUUUGGCCCAGGUUCUAUCUGGAGUCGAAGCUCUUGGUCUUUACUGCAGGCAUAGGCAUGACCUUAAAACAAUGUGCUCACGACUGGUGCAGUAUGCAUUAAAUCAUUCUUUUUUCCUUUGUUUUAUAAUAUUAACAAUGUGCCAGUCCAACUUAACUCUUGGGCAGUUUAAUUUUGGACUCUGUACAGCCUUACCAGGACCUCACCGUAAUAGACCACAGGUUCCACAAUUAGGCCGCUAUUUUUUUAAAUCGCAAUUAAUCAUGAUUUAUUGUCGCUUUCAACACACUUGGGUUAAGCCACGCCAGUGUGUCCCUGCAGCCACAGUGAUGUAAAAUAAGUCCAGCACUGCUCCUUAAUGUCUCAUUUCACUUUAAAAAAAACAGACAGCCACAGUUGACAAGUCAGAAGUCAUCUAAACCAUGUGUUAGCAAACAUUUGCUGUCCCCUUCCGCUUCAAUCAAUAACAAGUUUCUUUCUCUGUAGUUCAGUUCAUAUCAUAAUCUUAGAUCUGCCUGUGUAAGCAAGCCUGUAUCCCAACAGGAAGUCAUUUACCUUCAGUGUUAGACAGUAGAAAAAAUCCAAAAUGACACAGUAACAGUUUAAGAUGCAUUUUAAAUGUAAUAAAAUAGGUGUAAUUAACUACAGAAAUUAUGGAAUUAAUUGCAGUUAAAAAUGUUGAUCUUUGUACAGCCCUGCUGGAAAUGAAAGGACAAGAAAAGGAGGUGCAUGUGACACAAAAAUGUACUGUUAACAAAAAUGAGGGGCCUAGUCAUUUCUGCGGAUGGGUUUUUUUUGGGUUAAUUUGCUUAACCUGCUGCUGCAACCCAGCCCAAGAUGAACAGAAAAAUAGAGAUGUCACUGAAUGCAGCUGUUAGCUAAGAAAGUUGCACAUAAACCAACCACAACAAUGCAUCUAAGUGCUUAUACGUGUAUGCCAGGGUUGGUUAUAAACUUUUUGCCUACCUGCCACUGUGGCUUUGACAAUCUACCAGCAAGCCAGCCAAUUUAUUUUAACAGUCAAUAUAAUGUAAUAUAAUUCAGUGGUUCUUGACUGGUUGAGUCACGGGACUCCCCAUCAACUCCUCAAGGAGAAUUGUGACCUAAAUUUUUGAGAUUUUUUUUAAUUAGAUGUAUCUAAUAAAAGACAGUAGAGCUUGGACCUAAGACAGCAGUUUUUUUCCAAGGGACACAUCUGUGAGCAACUGAAAAGGGCGUUUCACAGCCCACUUUUGGGUCCCGGCCCAUGAGUUGAGAACCACUGAUAUAAUGUAGAAUGCAAAGCUUUUAGUUGUCAAGGUUAAAGGCUAUUCAAUAAAGUGAAAGGUUUCUAUGGCAUAUUCCUACAUAAUAAGCAUGCAACUUGCAAAACUUAAACAUUUUGUGCACAAUCCCUGCAACCUCACAUCAGAAUUCAGGCCUUGUUUAGAUAUCUGCAACACUACUCUGAGUCAAACCAUUGGAGCUCACAGCUGACUGUAAACAUUUGGCACAGGGAAGAGAAGGCAGGGCUCUUUGGUUGGUGAGCGAGUCGCUCUGCUCAGUUCUUAUCGUGAAGUCUGCAGGAAUAAGCAGAAAACCAGGACUCAGUUUCUGCCGUUUACUGUCACAAGAUCAUUCUCAUAUGCUACUUUUAUUUACCUUCUCCAGAUGCAGAUAGGUUGACCAAAUUCUCCUGACGCUGCUCAAAAAUACCUGCAUGGCUGGUGGCAGGUGCUUUCCCACCCUAAAAUACAUGGAUAUUUACCAAUUAUCAUAGUGCAGACAGGCUAACCAUAUUCAUGUUUCCAGUCGUAAUGCUAAACUGGAUUAAGACUCCUAUUUAGCUGAGAGGUUUGACGGUGUUUCGAUGGAUAAUAGACCAUGCUUUGACUUGAAUUAUCUGUACCAGUGGCUGCUUCGAACUUGAGAAAACAUCUGAGAAAAUCCUUGGGUAUUAGAGGGAAAAUAUCUGAUUUAAUUGGCAACACCUUUGCAGAUUGUGCAUGUUCUGGAUUGACUCCACAAAUGUUCCCCUCUGAAUAUCGAGUGCUCUGACUAGUUAUUUAAACUACAAACCAAAUGAACAGUGUGAGAGUUCAGCCUCGUCACGUGCACAUCACUGGGAACUGAUUGUAGCUUCUGAAUGUUCAAAAGUGUUCUUAGCCAGCAAGUGAAUGGUUUAUUUUCUACGAUCGAUGAUGACUGCUGUUUAUCUUUUGCUUGUUCCUUCCUUUUUUCCUCCCUCGUCCCCUUUUCCUUUUCUUCUUUCUGUUUCUAUGGGCAUGUCUUGAAAUUACCCAUGAUGCUCAGCCUAAUAAGCUAACUGAUACUUGUGUGGGUCACGGUGUUAAUCAGGUGAAGACAGUUAUCACUCAGUAUCAAGAUCAGUGCAUCACAGCUUCUCUGAUCUCAUGCUUCUGCCUUCCCCUGUGCGUUUGUUAUCAACACGACUCCGGCGUGGAGAAAAAUGCCUGCGACAUGCCGGUACUUGACUCCCCCUCUCCCUCAGUGUUCGUGUGUCACAUCCGCUUCUGCUCGAGCACGCAUAUCGCUACUGCUUUCAGGUGUUACAAAGGGAUAUAUACCGCGUUUUACAGCAUAUAUGCCGUAUUGAAAUGCCAAACGCUGCCUUAUUUUUGUUUGUUUUAGAAAAAUCUAGCACUUCAUUUGACUUGUCAAGGCUCAAGGCAGGUUUUGAGAAAGAAAAGCCAUCUAUUCACUUUCUUACAUUUCUUUUCUAUAUUGUUUAAAUCACUGCACAAGAAUAAAGUGUAUGCAUACCAAUAGAAAACGAGCAGUCAUGCCAAAAAAGAAGCCUUGAAACUUAAUCUAAGGAGCAGAUGGAUGCACCAUAAAGUAUUCUGAUAUGAAGCCACUUUUAACAGCAUUCGUGGAUGUUCUUGCACUACUUAACCGUCAGAACAUAGCCCUACUGUACCUGUUUGUCGAUAGCGGUAUAGUUAGAUCUACUUUACACCGUACUGCACUUUCUAAUCGCUCUGUGAUUUAAGCACUUGGCCUCCUUCGACACCACAACAGUGAUUCUCCAGUGAGCUUGAAGCAUACAAGAAAAAAAAAACAUCCCAAAAACAAUCGUGUCAUCUCAGUUCUGCUGAUCGCAAUACAAAGUGCAUAGAUGACCGUAGAGACAUAAUUUCAAUGUGACUCGGCACUUACAAGAGUAAAUAAAUGUCCUCUUCCAUGUCUUCCAUUUUGAAGGUUUAUUUUUAUUUAAGUUUAAACCAAUUGUGUUUUGUCCUCGAUUGUGUAGCCGGUGGAAUGUGCUUAAGGUAGUAUGUAAGAUUGGAAAGUUUACAAUUCGUGAUGCAAUUCUGUUUCACAAAUUUUGUAUAUUUAAUAAAGAAUAUUUUGUGUUUCUUG